AAUGCUGAACUGCCACUGCCAUUCACAUAACAGCAGUCACCCUCUGUCUCUCUCUCGCAGACUUUAUUUUCCCAGUCUGGCUCACUGUUGCUCCAGCAUUCAAAGAACGUCUGUGAGAUAUUUGGCAGCUUGACUUAAGUGUUGAGCUCAUCUGAAGCCUUUUUUUUUCUGGAAAUUCAUCCUCCACCAGUCCUUUGUGAGAGAAUGUAUCUGCCGUUGUCAGUGCUGAUAUGUCUCUCAGUCGUCCAGCUGAGCAUGGCUGAUAUGCCUGUGGAGGAAAUCAUCACAACAAAGAAAGUGCCUCUCCUGGGUGGCUGGUUUGAUAAGAAUCCAGAGUCAGACGACGUCCAGGAAGCAGUUCAACAUGCCGUGAAUGACUUCAACACCAAGUCCAAGAGCAGGAGGAUGUUUAGACUGGUGUCCAUCAACUCUGCUCGCAGCCAGGUAACCAAUGUGAUCAACUAUAAGAUUGACGCAGUCCUAGGAAAAACCAAGUGUCUCAAAACAGAGAACAAUGACUUAUUGAACAGCUGCAGUCUGAUGAAAAAGCAUAUCAAGUGCUCCUUUGAGGUGACCUUCGACCCCCGCGACAACAAGCAUGAGCUCAAGCUGCACAACUGCAGGAAGCAUAAGGAUGUUGUGUAACCUUUUUUAUGAUAAUUGAUAAAGUUUAGCUUUACUUAAGCUCUAACAACCUUGUUCCAUUUUAUACCAUGUGAGACAUUUUUUCCUGAAUACAUAUUUUACAGUUUAUUAGAGCGAUAGCUGUGAAGUAUCAUAUUUAAUAUGAUGGACAGUUUCAAACAAUGACACAUCAGUGUCUCAGUAAAAGUAGUCUGGAAUAGGAAACUAUGAGCAGGUAGAUCAUUUUUUUCUACAAUCAAUACAUUAAAUGACGAUAGUUACAACUGAAGAGUUAAUUUGCAAAAACAGAUAACUUGUUUUUUUUUAAAUAAAAAAAACAUUUCUUUUUGAUAUACAUUUUUAGUAAUGUUAAUUUUUGAAGAUACCUCUAAUUAGUAAUGUAAUUGUGUCUUGCGCAAAGCCACCCAACUGCAGUUGAUUGAUAAUACCUUAAGCUAGUAAUACAAAAAAUAUGUUUUGUGAAACAUUUUGAAGAAUGUUAAAAAGUGAGUUAUCUGUUUUGGCAAAUGAACUCUUCAACUGUUAUUUAUGCUUUCUGACUUCUACUUAUAUUUUAUAAAGUGAUCUUUUGCCUUUUUUCACUAGUUAAUGGUAUUACGUGCUUUUGCAAAGAGAAUAGAAUGCUAGAUAUCAUAGCAUAACAAGCUAUUGCUUAUUUGAAAAGUGCUAAAAACCUAACAAAUUAUGAUUUCGGAUGUUUUAUGCAAAAAGCAAAAACCACAUGAACUCUUAUUUUUAUAUUUAUUUCACAAUGCCAUUCAAACAGAUAUCUUUUGAAGGCAGAGUUGUCAUCCAUUUCCUUUCAAAUGUCUGAAAAAAACCAAAAGGGACAUGUGAUGAGUCAGCACAAAGAACCAAGACUGAGGUCAUCUUGUAUGUUUGUUUUCAAAGCAUACAAGAUGAAACCUUUAAAUCCUACAUAACAAGCAAAAAGAAAAAGUCUGAACAAUGUUUCCAGAAUGCAACCUAUCUCUUUAAGUCAUUUUCCAUGCAAUCAAGCAGGCAAACCUUGAAAUGUAUUUAUAUUGUAGGGAAGGCAUUGCAUCAAGCUGUUCAGGAGGAUAUUUUGUUACUCACUGCAACUGUAAAACCGGUUGAUCCUGAGGAUAUCAGUAUCAGACAUCUCAUCCCUUUGUCCAAUUGGUACAGAGGAAUCUGGAAUGGGGGUAAUGGUGUCUGCUCCAUACGUUGAUGUGAAGGAAGUCCUACAGCAAAAGAAAAUAAAAUCAAUUAAAAUCCAAAGCUGAUAAAA
Molecule: messenger RNA, 1897 nt
Organism: Notolabrus celidotus (New Zealand spotty)
Lineage: Eukaryota; Metazoa; Chordata; Actinopteri; Labriformes; Labridae
Exons: 5
Coding region: 205-645 (146 amino acids)
Molecular function (GO): cysteine-type endopeptidase inhibitor activity
Source: RefSeq, a predicted model, not a curated record